Xenopus laevis (African clawed frog) is the source of this 4441-nucleotide messenger RNA. It is a transcript of the gene styxl2.L, whose product is annotated as serine/threonine/tyrosine interacting like 2 L homeolog. The transcript is spliced from 6 exons. The coding region runs from base 185 to 3541 and encodes 1118 amino acids. Gene Ontology annotation, biological process: negative regulation of MAPK cascade. Lineage: Eukaryota; Metazoa; Chordata; Amphibia; Anura; Pipidae. Gene Ontology annotation, molecular function: protein tyrosine/serine/threonine phosphatase activity; MAP kinase phosphatase activity. Gene Ontology annotation, cellular component: cytoplasm. The record is from RefSeq and is a predicted model, not a curated record.
UCAUUCCAAGCCCUGACAUUCCUUUCUGGGACACAUUAUCAGUCACAGGGGUGAGACUGCUGCUAAAUUUAGAAAGGAGAUAUUGUGAGACCUCCCCUGCCAGUGUGAGUGUGUGAGACAGCACCGAGACGCUCUCCAUUCCCUCCCCAGCUGCAACGCUCGCAUCCAUCGAAAGCAGAUCACCAUGGCAACGGGUCCAGAUCAGGAGGGUGAACAAGUGGUUCCUGAUGAAGGUGCAGAGGAUGACGUCAGAGCAGUGCAGGCUCACUACCUACGCAGCCCGUCUCCCAGCAGCUUCUCCAUGUUGUCCGACGCCUACACCGAGAGCAUCUUCCUGGAACCCAUCCAUCUUUCAUCCUUCGUGGCCGCAAAGCAGAUCAUAAAUGAAGAGCUGAAGCCCAAAGAGGUGAAGGUUGACACAGUGAGCCCUGGGAUGCUGGAGACGGCAGAGCAACUGAUGGUUGAGGAUCUUUACAACCGAGUGAAGGAGAAGAUUGACGAUAGAAGCCUGUUCAACACUCCCUGCGUCCUGGACUUGCAGAGAGAGCUGAUAAAAGACCGCCUGGAAUCCCCUUUGAACGCUGUGGAUGAGGUCUGGCCCAAUGUCUUCAUUGCCGAAAAGAGUGUGGCUGUUAACAAAGGGCGACUGAAGAGAAUGGGCAUUACCCACAUCUUAAAUGCAGGUCAUGGCACCACUGUAUUCACCGGGCCUGACUUCUACUCUGGCAUGAACAUUCAGUACAUGGGAGUUGAAGUCGAUGAUUUUCAGGAUUCCGACAUCUCGAAGUUCCUGCGACCUGCUGCUGAAUUCCUGGAUGAGGCUCUUCUCACAUACAGGGGUAAAGUUUUAGUGAACAGUGAAAUGGGAGUCAGCAGAUCCGCAGUCCUGGUCGCUGCUUAUUUAAUGAUCUUCCACCAUAUGACAAUCCUAGAAGCCCUGAUGACGAUGCGCAAAAAAAGAGCUAUUUACCCCAAUGAUGCGUUUAUAAUGCAACUGCGUGAUCUUAAUGAGAAGUUACUGGAGGACCGGGAAUAUUCAGACCAAGAUGAUGAUACCAAUAGUCAAGGCUCUGUCGUUGAAGCUAAAGCUUCCUCCAUAAGGGUGGAAGAAGAGGAUGUUGAGAGCAUCAUGGGAGCCAAAGUUCAUUCUAUUACUGUUGAGGAAGAGGAUACCACCAGUGUUAUGGGUAGUGUAAUGAGCAUAAUGGAAAAAGCAAGCAUGGUCUCCAAACAGCCAACACUUAUUGAUGAAGAUGAAGAAGAAAAGAUAUACGAGGAAUGGAGAAGAAAGCAAGGUCUUCCACCAAAGGAUAUAUCAAAAAAGCCAGAGAAGCCAGACCUUCCAGAAGAAGGUGAAGUUUGUGAGGAUUAUGUGAAGCAGAUGAUACAUGAAUGGCAGAGUCAAAACGAGAAAUACCAGUCACACAAGCUUGAUGAUGAUGAUGAUGGAAGUUCUCUGAUGGGAGGAAGACCAUACUCUCCAAGUGAAUUUAGUGAUGUAUCAAGUGUGACUUCCCAGCAAAUACAGGCACUAAAAAGAAAGCUUGAAGCAAGUGGAAUAAAUAGGAUGAGCAGAGGCCGUAGCGACUCCGUAUCAACCGACAGCACAUGGGACAUGUGGAACGAGAGGUUACAGGAAAUCGAAAAAGAGGCAAGAGCCAUGGCUGAUAAAGGCGAUAAGAAAAAAGAGAGAGAUGUGGAUGAGGAAAGUGUUUUCUCAGACACCAGCUCUUUAUUUAAUUUUUGCAAAAAGAACAAAGAUAAAUUGACUCCAUUGCAAAGGUGGCAAAUCAAAAGAAUCCAGUUUGGAUACCACAAAAAAGAUUCAGAGGCAUCAGAUGCUCAGAGUAAGCAAGAAGGUGCCGGGGCAAAACAGGAUGAUGAAACGAGCCAGUCGGAUGUAAACGUAACUGCCUACCAGGAAUGGAAGAUGAAGCAUCAACAGAAGCUGGGCAGUGAAAAUAAGGAUGAAAUUGUGGAAAUUGGAAAGGUUGAAGACACGGCUACAGUUAAAAGGAGACAAAGGAGAGCUGAGAUCAUUGAACGUUCCAAGCAAAAUUUGGAAGAAAGCCAGUCAAUUUGUGGCUGGGACACUGCGAGCUCAAUUAGUGGAAGCAUCCCGUUAACUGCCUUUUUCCCCGUUGCGCCAUCUGCAAGUGGUGUUAAUGAUGCGGCUUCAGUAUUGAGCAUGCAGAGCAACAGGUCUGGAUUGUCCCAGGCCAGAAGUUUAGCAGGUCAACCCUCAGUUCCGAUGGUACCUACAAAUAUGACACCAGGAGCACCAGAUGCCAUUUCCAUGGCCAGUAUCCAGAACUGGAUAGCAAACGUUGUCAGUGAAACCAUAGCCCAAAAACAAAAUGAAAUCAUGAUGAUGUCACGUGCACCUUCUGUUUUAAGCAUGGCCUCAGGAGAUGUUGGCAAGAAAGUGGACGAUGACAAGUCCUCUUUAUUUGGAGCUGCAGGUGGUUCCUGUCUAUCUAACUCAGCAUUGCAGCAUCGUGAUUUAAAAAGCACCGACUCUGUACUGUCCUGCAACACAUCCACUAGUACAGAUAUAUCUUCUUCCAAGAGGAAGAUUACUCAAACUAGUAAACCCUACUAUGGACUUUUUCUUGAUGAUGUCGAUUUAAAAAAGCUAAAUCAGAAAGAGAACGAGAUAAGGGAGGAGAUAAGUGGGAAAAUGUCUAAGUAUCAAAAAGAAAGAAUUGUUAGUAGUAAUAAGCGUAGUACCGCAUAUAAAAAGAAAAAGGCAAAAGAUACAGAGGCAGAUGACGAGACAGAAAGUUUUCUGAGUACUAAUCUGCCCAGCUAUAAACCUUCAUCAGGACGAGACUAUAGCAAGCUUGAUGCAAGUCCGUACAGCAGUUAUUGUGGAAGAGCUAGUACAGCUUCCUCGGAGUUAGAAAAGAAUGUCAGCAAAUGGCUCACUGGAGUCAAAACAGAAGAACGAACAGUAGUAGAGAACGAAAGUCGUUCUGAGAGAUAUUCCUCAAGAUCAGAAUACCAAAGAGAGAGAGAAUCUAACAUGAAUGGUUAUGAAUAUUCCAAAAAGAUAACAGAAGAAGAUAAGAACACGAGAACUCAUAUGGAAAGUACCCGGGAUUCACGUAGAUAUUCCAAUGUAUCAGAAGAAGAGGAGGAAGAGGAGAGUCACAGUUUUAGGACAUCUAAAAUGAAUCGAAAUUAUAGAGAAGACAGCCCAGACUUAGGAGAAACGUCGUACGACAGUAGCAACACUGACUUGGCGAACACCAGACCACGAACAUAUCAGCGGGAAGAUGCUGGGGAUUCGGAUAACUCGGAUACAUCAGAUAUUGCCACAAAAAGAAAAUACAACCACAGCAUGGAAAGGAAUGACGAGGGGGGGAAUGAAGAAGGCAGCAGUCUAACGGAAAGCAGAUAUUCGACUGGACGGCGGUCUCAGUUCAGGAAACGCAAAGAGGAGGCUGAAGGCGCGGACGACGAUGACAUCAUUGCAGCAUGGCGGAACCGCCAGGAAGAAACCAAGACAAGACUACGUAGAUACAAAGAAGAAAAUUAGCUGUCAACAACAUGAAAAAAUUCAUUUUAAUAAGGCUUUGUUCAUAAAUAACGUGCAACUUGUCAUGUAGGUAUAUUCCAACAGCAGCCCCUCAAUCAAUCACACAGUGUCCCACUUCAGAUGGUUUUGGCUGUUACAAACGUAUUUAGGAAUUAAUAAUCUCAGAGACUUUGCAGCUGGUCUCAAUCUUUUUUUGUGGUUUUUGAAUUAUUUAAAUUAAAUUAACAGCCAGACCGUGGUUUCGGAUCCCAGAAGAAAGGGGAAGAAGACAAGGACAGAACGGGGAAAACGAUUUUUAAAUAACAUCCAUGCUGAAAAAAUACUAACUUGCCCAUAAAAAAAACAUUCUAAUUACUAUGGUGAGAGUGUCGAGACAUGUAGCGGUCUAUGGCUAUGAGUCAAAAUAAAAGGUUAAUAUAAAAACAUUCAAAAUACAAAUAAAAAACUGCAAAUGUUUCUAUCCGACACCCAACUCCUGAAUGAAGACAGAAUUAAGAAAAACAGAUGUUGAGAGAGGAAUAGUGAAGAUAAAUUUGAUUACGGUACAGAAUUUUUUAUUGAUUGUAUUUAGAGAGUUUCUUAUUUCAGUAUGCUGAAGCCUAUAUUACAUUUUCCUUUUUUCGAUAGUUCCCCUUUAAAGAGCUUACCCAGGAUUCAAUGCACCCUAAGCCUUCCUCCAUUGUUUGUCCAUAAACCCUUCAAACCCACUCAUGUGCAUAAGCUCAGGGGUGCGACAGUUUUACCAUGAAAUGUACUUGACUUUCUACACAACUGUUUUUUUGGAAAUUGAACUUAGAUAACCUGAAUGUAUUUUUGUUUUAAAGGUGAAAAUAUCCUUAUAGAGGAUUACGUUUAGCGACAGCAAUUCUUCUGCUAUGCAAAUAAAUCUUUUGCCAAAGA